Messenger RNA from Klebsormidium nitens, 1176 nucleotides. The record is from the annotation of a GenBank genome assembly. Lineage: Eukaryota; Viridiplantae; Streptophyta; Klebsormidiophyceae; Klebsormidiales; Klebsormidiaceae.
AUGUUCAGGACCCUGAGAAGAUCCACCAAACUCACGCGAGUCCGGCUCAGCAGCUUCGACCUCCAAGGCCCGCCGAGCGUCUCCAAGCAGAACAGACGGUUCCCUCUCAAGUCCCCCAGCACCGACUGGGGCCCCUCUCCUUGGCUCUUUCUCUAUCUCUUCAUCGUUGUAACAAGCUUCGAUAGCCUGAUUCACGACUUGGAGCUGGGAGUGAGUGCCAAGAAGGGCCACUUCCAGCUGCGUGAGCCAGAGCUCUCCCCCGAAUGGCACAACCUGUACGACCCAACCGAGGAGCUGACCUUCUACUACAACUCGGUCACAAAGGUUUCUCAGUGGACAUUCCCCGAGCCGGGUCCCUUCGUCCCGGGCACUGAAUUUGACGUCAACCAGACUUCAUCCGACCUGGUUACGUCCUACCUAGUUACUGGAGCCAGGAGGACGGCGACCACGCUGCUAAAAGCCGCGGUCACCGCAGGGGUUUACGGCGGGUUAGCAUACCAAGUUUACUGGUUAUUGGAGCAUUCCGCCCCAUGGGAUUGGCAUCCCUUGCUUUUGGCCAUUUCCUUCUUCGCCCUUCCACAGCCCCUGCCCCUUCUCGCCAUCGCCCUUGGCUCAAACCCCUUAUUCACACCGCUUCUACAAGGCCCUACCGCGGUCUGGUGGGAAGCCGCUUUGUCCCUGGCGCUGCUCGGGAGCCUGGUCCCCGAGACACAAUCCCUGUUAAAGGUGCUAGAAGAAGCCGCCCGGGAGAAACUACCGCCCUGCGAAACGCGCGAAGACCUGUCUCUGCUUACGGCGCUCCUCCGCGCGCUGUGCCCCGGCCUCGGUUGGCGACUCCACCCGUUCGCCUUCAGUCUCAACUUCAAACGGAUCGUCAUCCUGCCGAUGCCCCGGCAGCUUCCCCUGCCCGUCCCCGUCCCUGAGUGGGAGCUUCUUCCGCAAUCGGGAUUCGCCCUUUCGUAUGCCUCACCCCUGAUUUUACCCCUGGCAACCAUCCUACAAACGGCAACACAACCAGACGCCCCGCCUUUCAAUCCCGUCGAAGCUUUGAGUGUGGUAGUGUCAUCUUCGGCUGUGCUCGUAGGCGUUCUGGCGUCCGUCACAACGAUUCUCAUUCGUAGACAGAAGGAUGCGUACGUUCGUGCCCUUGAGGAAAUCAAGGUGGAGGAAGCUUGA